Henningerozyma blattae CBS 6284 is the source of this 1494-nucleotide messenger RNA. It is a transcript of the gene GIP1, whose product is annotated as protein phosphatase regulator GIP1. The transcript has a single exon. The record is from RefSeq and is a predicted model, not a curated record. The coding region runs from base 1 to 1494 and encodes 497 amino acids. NCBI's taxonomy places the organism in Eukaryota, Fungi, Ascomycota, Saccharomycetes, Saccharomycetales, Saccharomycetaceae.
AUGUCUUCUUUUGCUAUUGAAAAUAAUUCCCUCUUUGAAAAUAGUAAUGAAGAGAAACUUAAAAUUAACUUAUACAAACCAAUCCAAACAAAACAACCCAAGAGAAACCCCUUUAAAAUAGUAUUGAACCAUUUACUCCCCAAAGAAGACAAUUCGAAUAAACCUUUGGCUAACCAUAACGAAAACUAUCUUAUUUUACAUAACACUAUUCAAAACAACAACAAAAUUAACAAUACUAUUUCAAAUGAAAAUGGAAAUGCAAAUGAAAAUGCAAAUGAAAAUGAAAAUGCAACUGCAAAUGAAAAUGAAAAUGCAACUGCAACUGAAACUGUAAAUGAACAUGAAAAUGAAAAUGAAAAUGAAAAUGAAAAUGAAAAUAUUUAUGAAACAAAUAACAACACAAUCUCUGCUAAAAGGAAAACUUUAAAAGAUUUCAAACAACAUGUAAAGGGCAAAUUCAAAGUGAAUAAAGAUUCAAAAGAACUUAAUAAAUUGACCUCUGCAUCAACAUCUCAGAGUAUUCGAAUAAUGAGUAAUAGUUUACAAAAUUCAAAUAAUAACAAUUCAAUUCGAAUCUUAUCUUGUUCAGAGAAAUUUAGAUCCACUCCAAAGGAAUUGGAAGAUUUAUUUGCAGGUAUCAUGCAUGAUGAAAAGGGAUAUAGACCUUAUACAAAAUUAAAUAAUAAUUUAAAAGUUAUUCUUGAUAUGGAAAAUUCUAAAGAAAUUUCAUUUAAAAAGAGAAAAUUAAAUCAUAAGAAUGAUAAAAGAGAAGGGUAUACAGAGGAGGACGAAGAAGGCGAGAAUAAUGAUAAUGACGAGGACGAGGAUGAUAACAAUGAAGAUGAAGAUGGCAGUACAAUCUCACUCUAUUCAUCCUCUACUUAUUCGGAAAGUGAAUUCACAGAAGUUUCCAAUCUAUCUUCAUCAAUUUGUUCUCAAUCAAUCUCCAAAAUAUAUACUAUCCCCACUUUUAGAAAUGAAAAUACAAAGAUCAAUCAAAUCACUGAAGGUUUUAAAAAAGGUACUCUUACUGAAAAAGAUUUGGAAUCUUAUAAUUUAAAAGUGUCUAAAGAUAAACAAAUCACUUUUAAAGAUAAAGAAUUUUUCAUGGAAACCAUUCCAAGAAAUUAUAAAAAAGAAGAAAGAUAUUUCACUGCUCCACCUCGUAAACAUAACAAUUCCAUAAAACUUGAUAAAAAUAAAAUUAAAUUUAACAAGAAUUCUUCUUUAUUUGUUUAUGAAGCUUCCAAAAUUAAACCAGAGACAAGUUUUUAUUCUCAUAGAGAAAAUCAUGAACCAAAAUCGAUUUUAAAGACAAAAUUAAAUUCAAGAGCUCAAGUAGAAUAUGAAAAUGCUCAACAAUCCGAUCAAAUUGGAAUGGAUUCAUUUGUCUUACAAUUCGGAAUUAGAGAAAUGAUGAAAGAUAAACAAGGUAACGAAUAUUGGAAAAUAAGACGCAAGCAAAUCGAUGAUUAUAAGUUGAACAUUGCAUAG